Messenger RNA from Perkinsus marinus ATCC 50983, 1150 nucleotides. RefSeq names its product splicing factor, putative. The record is from RefSeq and is a predicted model, not a curated record. The transcript is spliced from 3 exons. Gene Ontology annotation, molecular function: RNA binding. Gene Ontology annotation, cellular component: spliceosomal complex. Gene Ontology annotation, biological process: positive regulation of mRNA splicing, via spliceosome. NCBI's taxonomy places the organism in Eukaryota, Perkinsozoa, Perkinsida, Perkinsidae. The coding region runs from base 10 to 1092 and encodes 360 amino acids.
UUCCUUCCUAUGUAUAGCCGCAACACUCUGUACGUGGGGAACAUCUCUUCGCGUACGACUGAGCGUGAUAUCAAGGACGAGUUCGGACGAUACGGUCGCGUCAUUCGAUGUUAUAUUCCUCCGGGAAAGAACAUUUGCUUCGUGGAGUACGACGACGAGCGUGACGCAGAGGAUGCAUAUCGUGGCAUGGCCUCGGCUCGAGUAGACGGCAACACGCUCAACUUGCAAUGGGCUAAGGCUGGUCCCAGGGACAGGUCACGAAGGUACUAUGGUUCUCCCUCACGAGGCUAUAGCCGUAGGCGUUACGGUCGCUCGAGAAGUCGUAGCUACUCACGUGGCCGCUCUCGUCGUGGAAGAAGCUACCGUUCUCGGUCCCGGUCCUAUUCAAGAUCUAGCUCAAGGUCAUCUAGGUCCCGCUCGGGCUCCUAUGACAGUCGGUCGGACAGUCGUGAUCGUCGCCGUAGUCUCUCGGAGUCGCCUCGGAAGCCUCGUGAUAGUCGCGAUCGCUCGUCUACAUCUAAGGUCGAAGAUAGGGAGCGUUCCCGUCACGAAUCCAGAUCUAGAACUCCCCGCAAAGACGAGCGUUCUGAGCGCCACUCGAAGAGCCGCAGUGAGAAGGAACGUGCCAGUCGCUCAAGGGACCGCAGCGAGGGUCGUGAGGAGCGUACUAAGUCUCGAGAGACAGACCGGUCUGGAUCGUGCCGUUCUCGAAGCCGCAGCGAGCAUGGAGGGAGUCGCUCUGGAAGCCGACGUGCCGAUCGCUCUGAGGACCGCGUUGAGGAGAAGCCCCGGAGUGAAAGCCCUCAGAAGGAUGCUGAGAAGCGCGAUGCCGAUCGAAUCACAAGUCCCGACUCCAAAAGUCCGACACGCAGUGAGUCGCGCCGUUCCAAGUCUCGUGGUGAAUCUCAGCGGGGACGUAGUUCACGCCGCGAGGAUUCUCGGGACGAUGGUGCACGCAGGAGUGAGAGCCGUGGAGGUAGUAACGAUCGGAAGAGGAGUGCCUCUCGCGAUAGGAGUGAGAGCCGUCAGAAGAGCGCUCGCAGGGAUGAGAAUGAUAAACCCACAGCGAGUGAAGAUCAUAAAAGAGAUUAGUUUCUACAUCGCUCUACUACGACUGUUUCCCUCUACUCUCACCUAACCUCUCCCGCUA